AUGGUUCUCGUAUAUGAAGAGGAUGGGCGUCCUGUGCGACUGGGUGGCAUUGGUCCUGUUUACAUAUCUGUUUCUGCUUCUGCCUCUUCAGCUUCAUGUUUAGCUUCACAGUCGUUACCACGCAAAGCCCAGCAAGCAGCAACACCUGAAGAGUCGAACCAGAGGACCACUACCGCAGAUUCCACGAUGAAGCCUCAAGCCCUGCUCUCCGCCGCGGCCUUCCUCCCGGCCUUUGCCGCGGCUGCCCCGUCAGCGGAGAAGAGAGACGGGAAGCCGGUCGCGUUCUUGCUCGCCGGCGACUCGACUACCGCGGUGCAGUCAGCCGGCGGUGGCGGCUGGGGCACCGGCUUCAUCAACCUCAUAAAGAAGCCAGCGUUCGGCACAAACUAUGGCGUCAACGGACGGACUACGGCCGACUAUGUGAGCUUGGGAUACUGGGAAACCGUCAAGGAGGCAGUCAAGGCCAACACGGCUAAAUACGACGUCUACGUCACGGCCCAGUUCGGCCACAACGACCAAAAAGUCGAGAAGAACAUCUCCCUCGAUCAGUACCAGGAAAACCUGGCCAACUUCGCCAGGGAUAUCAAGGCCAUCGGCGGGAGCCUUCUCCUCAUCACCCCGCUCACCCGCCGCACCUUCAACGCGGCGGGCAUCUUGGGCGACAGCCUCGCCGACCAGCGCUUGCGCACCAUUGCCGCGGCAAUGGAGACCGGUACGACCUACCUCGACCUCAACCUCUACAGCCGCAAGUACGUGCAGGCCAUUGGGCCGGAAAAGGCCCACUCGUACAACCUCCACCCGGACGACACCACGCACCUCAACGGCUACGGCAGCACCGUCUUUGGUGAGCUGGUGGCGGACCUGUUGUUGCGGAAGGAGCCGGCGCUGGAGCAGUGGUUUACGCCCAACAAGACGUUGAGCGAUGAGAUUUGGAAAGCUAUUAACAGCUCCACUGCUUAA
This is a messenger RNA of Colletotrichum orchidophilum, 960 nucleotides long. RefSeq names its product GDSL-like Lipase/Acylhydrolase. The record is from RefSeq and is a predicted model, not a curated record. The transcript has 2 exons. NCBI's taxonomy places the organism in Eukaryota, Fungi, Ascomycota, Sordariomycetes, Glomerellales, Glomerellaceae. Gene Ontology annotation, molecular function: hydrolase activity. The coding region runs from base 1 to 960 and encodes 319 amino acids.